AUGAGGGCUGCAUUCCUGGUGCUGCUCCUCUGGGCUGUAACCUGCGCUCACCCUGUGCCCAGCCACAAGCCUGCCCGCCCUCGCCGCAGCACGCAGCAGGAGGACACAGCAGCUGAAGAUUACAUCAACAAGCUGGGAAACCUCCUGGGUGGUGGAGAUGUGGAGAGGGCGGACAAUGCUCUUGCUGGGGACCCAGAGGGUGGGAACACCGUGGGUGAGGAGCUGGGAGAGCGUGGUGGCCGAGACAAGGGAGACAGGGCUGGGGAGGCUCAGCUCCUGAACCAAGUGGACCACAAGGAUACAAGUGCUUGGCAUGAGAAUGGCUUCAGUUUCCUGGAGGAGGAUGCACGUGAUGCUGAUGAUGGUGACAACAGAGAGUACCAUGGCACCGGAGUCCAUGGACUUCCCUCCCAUGCCAAUGGGCUCCUGGAUGAGGAGGACGACAGUGGCGAUGACACCUUUGAUGAGAACAGGGGAGAAGAGGGGGGCAAAGGUCCUACUUAUGUGGCUGGUGCUGAUGGGGCAGGUGAACAUGGCCAUGAUGCUGGGGCUGGUGGAGGGCACGGUGACAGCAGCAGCAGUAGCAGCAGUGAGAGCAUUGGGGCAGACCACCAGCAGUACAGGAACUACCUCAGCAGCCCCUAUGAGCGGACCUACAGGUGGGGAGGGGGCAGCAGCAGCAGCCAGGAGGACGAGGAGAGCUAUGACUUCAAGGAUGAAGCCAUGCAGGGUGAUGACCCCUCUGUCUUUGAUGGCUUGGGCAGCAGCUACAAGAGGCACCAUGUGGGCACCCGCACCCCAGAGAACAGCCGAGAGAGCAUCCAGGGGACUGGCUCCCACAGUUGGGAGCAGGAUGACAGCAGUUCCCCAGAGGUGGAGGACACUGACUCAGGAGAAGACAGCCCAUCCACGGAAGAAAACAGCCAGUCAGAAGAGCCUCUCACCAGCCAGCUGGAGGAAAAAAGUGCCAGCCAUUCCGAGGAGGAUGGGGAUGGGGAGGACAGCCCCUCCACAGAGGUUGAGGGCAGCAAGUCCAGGGAGGACACCGCCAAUCAGUCGGAUGAAGAACCAAGUGAGUCCCCAGAGGACAUUUCCCAGGAGGUGGUAAGCACAUCAAGCGAGCACAGCAGGAGCAGGUCCUGGGAAGGGCAGGGGGACCAGGAGUCUGCUAAGGACAGGAGUGCACAAUCCAUGCCUGACAGUGAGUCUGGGAUAGAUGAGGAUGGCAAGAGCAAGUCCCCAGAGGACACAGUAGAGGAAUCAGAAGAGAAUGAGAAUGACUCCAACCCUGAUGGAGAUGUGCCGAGCACAUCAGAGGAGAGCCAGAGUGCAUCCUCAGAGGAUGAUGGCAGCCAAGAGGACAGCACAGGUGAGGACAGCAGGUCCCCAGAGAGCAAAACCAGCGAAAUGCAGGAGGACGAUGAGGAUGGGGAGAGCCAUUCCCAGGAGGAUGCCACCCGUGAGUCCAGCAGCCGUGGGGAUGACAGCUCCCUGCAGAGCCUGGAGAGUGGGAUGCACAAACGGCGGCCAGGAGCCUACCGCAACAAGCCAGCUGCUGACUAUGAUGACAAUGACUGCCAGGAUGGGUACUGA
Molecule: messenger RNA, 1593 nt
Organism: Calypte anna (Anna's hummingbird)
Lineage: Eukaryota; Metazoa; Chordata; Aves; Apodiformes; Trochilidae
Product: dentin matrix acidic phosphoprotein 1
Exons: 4
Coding region: 1-1593 (530 amino acids)
Source: RefSeq, a predicted model, not a curated record